This is a messenger RNA of Xenopus tropicalis (tropical clawed frog), 708 nucleotides long. Its product is annotated as coiled-coil domain-containing protein 77. The transcript has 6 exons. The coding region runs from base 222 to 485 and encodes 87 amino acids. The record is from RefSeq and is a predicted model, not a curated record. Lineage: Eukaryota; Metazoa; Chordata; Amphibia; Anura; Pipidae.
AUUGCAGGACUAUGUAUAGUGAAGCCUUCCUGCAUCUUGGCUUUAGUCUGCAUGUUCUAGAAGGGCAAUGAGAGAUGUGGAAGGUCUGAGAGGCUUUAACGGAGGCACAAAGUGGUGACCAACUGCCCCACUGAGCACUUGUGACAUUCAGAUCUUCAUGUCCAGGAUUUCUGGAGUCUCCUGAUUAAAGAAAAGCUGUGAAUUGAAAAAGGCUGGAAAAUAUGGACUUUUCACCCCACCGUGGCAUGCAUGAAGGAAGGUCUCCUUCCCUUCAAGAUACCACCAUGAGCUCCAGCCACACCCAGAAGAACCGAGGGGACUCCACUCCGCUGCCUCCAAUCAACGAGCGCCUGGCUUUCCUGCGGCCGUCCAGAGAGCUGUUAGAGUAUUACCGCAAGAAGAUCGCUGAGUUUGAUGAGGAACACGAGGAUCUGGUAAAGCAACUGGAGCAAUACAAAGCUACCUUUGAGGAGCAGAUUAUUUAAGUAGUCUAGCCACGGGUUCCAGAUCCUGCGGUAGGUGGUUUUGGUGUUUUCCAUUUUUGUGGAAUCAGCGAUUUUGCUGCCUGCAGCAGGUGUAAGGUGAGUGUGUCUAUUAGUGUUUUAUCUUUAUCUGGAAUGAUGUAUAACAUAAUGGUUUGUGCAUUUUCUACUUUGAUGGAGCGCUGAGUUACUAAGUUUAUUGCAUCCAGGCCCCUCUUAUAGGCAC